CACCACCCAUCAUCGCCACCAUCAAUUCAGGCCCUCGCACUGCUGCGGAAUGCCCUCUCCUCGCCUUAUCCCCCUGGAAAGCAAUCGGCGUCCCCGCUCGAAUUUGAUCUAGAAGUCAUUGAAACGAAACCUCCGACCGCCGAUCAAUUGAAGACCAUUCUUACGUAUAUCACUCCGCCGAGAUCUACUGCACCCCCUGCGUUGUCUACCUUUUUAUCUGCGCAUCCGGCGUCGUCUGGCCUAGGUGAACAGCCGCAAAGUGUCAAAGGUAUCGUGAGUCUUGCGGAGCAAAACCCGAAUGCGUUCAAAUGGCCCGUUGUCGUGGACUGGAUUGGUGGACGUGCCAGUAUAGGGGAUGUCGAGGGCGUGAAAGGAAUCUUGGAAGCCAUCAGGCAGCAGAGAGAUAGGGAAGUGAAACAGGAUGAAGUGGAUCAGCCCAAAGGCUGGUUCUCAUAA
This is a messenger RNA of Suillus subaureus, 456 nucleotides long. RefSeq lists its product as uncharacterized. The record is from RefSeq and is a predicted model, not a curated record. Lineage: Eukaryota; Fungi; Basidiomycota; Agaricomycetes; Boletales; Suillaceae. The annotation marks the transcript as partial. The transcript has a single exon. Gene Ontology annotation, cellular component: mitochondrion. Gene Ontology annotation, molecular function: oxidoreductase activity.